Messenger RNA from Podospora anserina S mat+, 1965 nucleotides. RefSeq lists its product as uncharacterized. The record is from RefSeq and is a predicted model, not a curated record. Lineage: Eukaryota; Fungi; Ascomycota; Sordariomycetes; Sordariales; Podosporaceae. The transcript is spliced from 2 exons. The coding region runs from base 1 to 1965 and encodes 654 amino acids.
AUGGCGACCGCAGUAUCUUCGCGUGCGGGCGAGUUACCUCGUGGGCCUGCCGGCGCUGCUGGACAACUUCCCCGUUCGCGUCGAGGCGAGCAGGUUCACCUGCGCGAGGGCGUCAAUGUCGCCCUCAAAUACUUCAACACAACCGAUCGUGCCGAGAUCAAGUUGUUGACUUCCAAGGCAAAGAACUGGGCGGAUAGAUAUUAUAAAGGCUACAACUACGCCUUCAAGAGACCAACUGCUCUUCUCAAGCAGUACCCCAACCUGUUCAACAUGAACACCCAAGCACACGCCCGGCUGGAACAACAAACACCAGCCCAGACCGCCAUGCCCGAGCCAGAGUCGGGAGAUCCUCGCGAGUUUCGCCGUUGGGAGAGGCAGGCCAUCCCCUCUGAGCCGUUCCCAGAAUUCACCGAGCCCCUACUGGCUUCCGACGAGCUGAUCAACGAAGCUCUUGAGAUGCGCUCUUGUCGAUCGUCUGGUGGUGAUGCUGAAGCCAGCAAGCGAGUCGACGCCGCCAUGCUUUGCCAAUCCGGCCUUUUGGAGAAGCUUCCUGAGUUCCUGAGCCAGCUUGCUCGCGUCGAUCUUGAUCUCGAGACUAGACUUGCCAGCAACCCAGAGCCUGAUCCAGUCGGUGACAAUGUAGAGAUCACCGAGAAGCCGACUUCGGAGCUGGAAGUCCCCACUGAGCUCACAGAGACACAAGCCCGCCGUCAUGGUCGGCGUGUUAUUUUGCCCGGUGGUCGCCCGUUCAAGCUUCCCGGAGAAGAGAUCGAAGACGGCCGCAGUGCCGGCAAGGCUGGCGGUGCUGAGAGCAGCACUGUUGUUUCCGACUCCCAGGACUUCUACGGCAGCGGUGACGAGACGGAUGCCUCGACCUCCACCACGGCGAGCCUCCGUGUUAAGCGUAAGCGCAGAAUGGACACCGUCUCGGACGAGAAUUUCCAGCCCAACAAGAUCCGCAUUCAAUACACCGCGCCGCCCACCAACCUCGCUCGCCAGUACAAGGAGAUGUUGGCGGAGCAUGCUCGCCAGAAUCCCGAUGGCUCUUCUAGCGACGCCCUAGCGGACCUUGAGUUUAAGAUGCCAACUCUGGAGCGGUCGCCGAGUGUGGCGAGUUUGACAAGCAUCCGGGUCAUCAAGAUCAAGAUUCCCGAGGGUUGGUCGACCCCGGAGAGCUCCCGGUCAGGGACUCCCACUGAACCUUCGCCGCCAAAGGUCAUUGUUCUCGUGAACCCUCGCUCGCGUUCACCAUCUCCUCCGGCUGUCGCUUCUGCGACGCCUUCCCGAAUCACCAAGAUCAAGGUGAUCAACUCGCGCACCCCCUCUCCUGUUGACAGUCUUGGACGCACUGCCACGCCCAGCAAUAUUACCAAGAUCAAGGUUGUCAACUCACGUGGCAACCCUCCAACUGGCUCUGUCAAACGUUCGGCCUCACCCACCAAGAUCACCAAAAUUAAGGUGACCAAUUUUCGCCCGACCACCCCUGUCGACUCUGCCAGUCGCUCAACGACACCAAACCGGGUGCCGCGUAUCAAGGUCAUCAACCGGAAGCUCUCCCCCGAAGCCCUAGAGAAGACCUUCGAGGUAGCGCAGGAGAGGUCGGUCAGUCCCGAGAGCAGCGGCGUGCCUUCGCCCUCGGGAAGCACUUCCAGCAGCAACCUCGAGAUUGCUCGCUCGUCCUCGUCUUGCUCCAACACUUCGCUCGACUCGACCUGGUCUGCCACUUCGAAGAAGACCACGCGAAUCAAGUGGGCCAACAAGAGGAGUUCCCCUGCUCCCUACCAGAGUGCUCCCGACCUGCCGGCUUCGUCAAGCUCGGAGAGGUCUGCUAGGCCUAUGACCUUCAAGAUCGCCAAGCGGCCCCGCGUCAAGAGCGUUGGGGAGGCUGAUGUGCGAGCGAGCAAGCUGCGGUCAAGUAGGGUGUUUCUGGUUGAUGAGCUCGACAUGGCCCUUCAUGACCUCUAA